UAAGGAAAUAGGCUGAUCCGUAGUGAGGGUAAAUUUGUGAUUUGAAGGGUCCGAUAGAGAUAAUUUCGAAGAAAGCAAAUUUCAACUUCAAUUUUCAGAAAAAUCUCUCAGAACAAACCCUAGACAGGACAGAGAAGAAGAGAGAAAGAAAAUGGGUGAAGGAGUAGGACGAGAUUAAGAAUCCGACUAUGAUCUACUAAAGGCAACAUCCAAAGCUGCAGCCAGGUUGAAUAAUUUAGAUUCUAAAUUCGGUUUAUUGAAAACAUCUAAAUCUGUGUUAGACCUAUGUCCUGGCACUGGUGGUUGGAUGCGUCUUGCUGUUUUAAAAAUCCAACAAGGGGGUUUAGUUGUCGGUGUUGGUCUUCAUCCGAUUAGACCUGUUCCAGACGCAAUUUUCACUCAAGAAGAUAUCACUACUCCUAAAUGCAGAGAUACUAUACGAAAACAUAUGACCGAAAAUGAUUUUACUGGUUUUGAUGUUGUAAUGCGGGGUGAUGGUUUAUCUUCUGAUACUCUUGCUACUCCUUGGGAUCAGGCGUCUCAGCUUACUGAAUCUAUUAAACUCGCUACUGAAUUCUUAUCACCCAAAGGAGCUUUUGUCACUAAGAUGUUCGAUGGCGCACAAGAUUACAAUCCCAUGCUUUACUGUCUUGAGCAGUUAUUUGACGGAGUUGUCGUUACCAAACCAACAUGCACAUUUCCAGAAACCUACAUCGUGGCUAAAAGUUAUAAAGCCCCAGAAAAGAUUAAUCCCCGUCUGCUCGUUACUAGGAAUUUGUUCAGUAUUAAGGAAGAUAUUAAACCUGAGGUAAUUAGAAGAGCCUUGUUGUUUCAGUUCUAUGUGUUUUCUUUUAUUGAUGAAAUUCAGCCUUUUAAUUCUCUUAGUUAUGUCUUUUUAGGUGAAGUACUCUUCUGGCAGAGCCAGCACAAAGUACCCUGGUAUGACCAUUGCGUGCAUCAUUGUAAAGGCAUAGAUCCUGGGAUUGUAAUGGGAUCAGAUGGUCUAGUAACAGGUCGAACUACUUGCAUAGAAGAUGACAUCAAAGUUAAAGAGAUUGGAGUUGAUAUAUUGUGUGGACAGUCUGGCCACUAUGAUUUCGCGGAAACUGUAUAUGAGUAUAUAGAUGAGAAGGUGUUGAAUAAGAUUGUUGCUGAGAAGAGCAGGCCAUCAGUCGAGAAGUGUGCAUGUAUGAUGAAGAGGUGGUAUGCUAGUUAUUGGAAACAGUGUGAGAAGAAGGGUGAUGAGGUGGAUCGAGCGUCGGGUAAGGCAUUGGGUAAAGAUAGUCAUGCUUUUUUGACAAUAGCUGGGUAUGAAGAUGAGGGUAAGGAUGAACUAGUCCUUCAUGUGUGAUCCGCUACAAAGUUAGGGCCAAGAAGGGAAUCAAGGUAUUGUUGUGAUGGUUCUGGUGGCACUUAUGCUGAAGUGUUUUUGAAAGCGAACAUUGAGAGAUGUACUUCAAUUGAUGACACCGUGGAUGUCAUGAAGAAGAUGUUUCUGAAAUCGGGUAGAUAUGACUCUAAAACUGGCGGAAGGUUUAAGAUUCCGGUCAUCAGACCUCACCCAGACAUUAAAGCGAUGAGACUUUUACCCCCACACCAGCAAAACACGGGAAGCAUCAAGGAUGAGUACACUACUUUAAGUGAGUUAAUGGAGGUGUACAACGAUCAUUUCAAUGACCGCUUUAUGGAACAAGAGUAUGGAUCGGACUAGGGUAUGAAGCUGAUAGAACCCUGGUGUCGGAAUUUGGAUGGUUGAUCUUUUAUUAGUAAUCUCUUGAUCUUUUGACAAGGUAUCGGUGAGGCGUUGUACUGAUUUAACAAUGCCUUGUUGAUAUUUUCCAGCUUUUGUUCCAAUUGGUCUUUUCAAUGAGAGUUCUUAUUUAACAAUGCUGAUAUUGUCCGACAAAAGAAGAACAUUAUUGAUGGAGAAGUUAUUUUUUAUGUUUCUUUCAUUAGUGAUCUCUUGAUCUUUUGACAAGGUAUCAAUGAAGUGUUGUAAUGAUUUAACUGUGCCUCAUUGAUAUUUUUCCUGUUUUCUUUUGUUCUC
Messenger RNA from Papaver somniferum (opium poppy), 2047 nucleotides. RefSeq names its product adoMet-dependent rRNA methyltransferase spb1-like. The transcript has 6 exons. Gene Ontology annotation, biological process: maturation of 5.8S rRNA from tricistronic rRNA transcript (SSU-rRNA, 5.8S rRNA, LSU-rRNA); maturation of LSU-rRNA from tricistronic rRNA transcript (SSU-rRNA, 5.8S rRNA, LSU-rRNA); rRNA methylation. Gene Ontology annotation, cellular component: preribosome, large subunit precursor; nucleolus. Lineage: Eukaryota; Viridiplantae; Streptophyta; Magnoliopsida; Ranunculales; Papaveraceae. The record is from RefSeq and is a predicted model, not a curated record. The coding region runs from base 308 to 1351 and encodes 347 amino acids. Gene Ontology annotation, molecular function: rRNA (uridine-2'-O-ribose)-methyltransferase activity; rRNA (guanine) methyltransferase activity.